This is a messenger RNA of Helicoverpa zea (corn earworm), 4641 nucleotides long. RefSeq names its product protein timeless (gene tim). The transcript is spliced from 17 exons. Gene Ontology annotation, biological process: replication fork arrest; DNA repair; DNA replication checkpoint signaling. Gene Ontology annotation, molecular function: DNA binding. Lineage: Eukaryota; Metazoa; Arthropoda; Insecta; Lepidoptera; Noctuidae. The coding region runs from base 357 to 4148 and encodes 1263 amino acids. Gene Ontology annotation, cellular component: replication fork protection complex. The record is from RefSeq and is a predicted model, not a curated record.
UCUUUGACAAGCACGUGCAGUGUACACGCGACCGCGUGAGCGUGACCUACUGUGCGCGUAGGAUAACGUUGUUUUGCUCACGUGGGAUAUAAUUCGGAUGUUUCCCUGUUCAAUGCGUAAUUGCGAGUUUUAGUGUAUCUCUCCGAUUUCAUGUUUUUUAAUUAGUGUCUCUUGUAUGUUGUGCAUGCAGUGGAAAAUAAGUCAAAAGUUAAACAAUAUAGUCGAUGAAUUCACAGUAACGUUUGUUUAGGGUCGUUGCGAUAGUAUUUUAUUUUUAGUGUGUGUGUGUGCGUGUAUAAGUGCAUACUGGGAGUUGAUAUAUAACUACUAUUUUUUUCACCCAUGAAGAAUACAAGAUGGAAUGGGUUUUACGAAGUCCGCAGAUUCAUAGUACAUUCAGCAACCUUGGAUUUCCACAUGGAGAUGGAUAUCACGUGAACGAAAAUUGUAAUGCUGCUUUGGAGACAAUUCUUCAUAAUAUUUUAACAGAAGAUAAAUACUUGCGUACAUACCGCAGAAGUAUAAGUUUUGGACAGAACAUCAAAAAAGAUUUAAUACCUCUCUUACUUAAUGCCAAAGAAGAGUCAACCGUAGAACUAUUGAUUAGAAUCCUAGUCAACUUGACAAUUCCUAUCGAGUGUCUGUUAUCAGUUGAUGUCAUUUCAAGAAAUGAUUUUGGGAGGCAUACUAUUUUUGAAAUUAACAACUUACUUGGAUCUACAAAAGUUGCUUUCACUGAUCACCGGGCGACGAAAGUCGUAAUAGAAUUUUUAAAGAAGAAUGUUGAUUGCGAACAAAAAGCUAAAUUAACAGCAGAACAAUGUACAAACAUAAGUAACGGGCUUUUGUUACUACGGAACAUCUUGCACAUCCCGGAGGAACCCAGUGGCCAAAUUCCCAGCUACAGUGGGCCACCUCACGCUGUACAGAAUCAAAUCCUAUGGAACAUAUUUAGCCAAAGUAUUGAUAAAAUUCUCAUUAAGUUAAUGAUUAUUCCUGAUGCGAAUAAAUGGGCUGUAACAAUGGUUCAAUUGAUAGCUUUGUUGUACAAAGAUCAACAUGUUGUCACCCUGCAUAAGCUAUUGAACUUAUGGAUUGAGGCCUCUCUAUCAGAGAGUUCAGAAGAUAAUGAGAGUAAUACUUCUCCACCAGACAGAGGCAGCGACUCUUCGCCAAUGUGUACUUCUGAGCCAACAUCGGAUUCAUCUGACACGGGUGGCAGUGGCAAGAGUAAUGACGAUCCCAAUUCCGUAAACAAGGACUGGGAUGCAUCCUCGCAAAUGAACAACACUAGCGAGAAUGGUAAUCCACCGUUUCAGACAACCGAAGAGAAGGAAACAGAUUCGGGACAGAAAAAUACUUCCGCACAAAAUACCAAUGAAGAUAUUCUGCUAUCCGAUAGCGGCAAACCGACAUCGUGCAGCAGUGGUGUCCAAUCUAACAGGAACACCCAGGGUCCAGGUUCAGGCAAUACCGAGAAGAAGACGGUUAUAUCGGAAAAUUCUGACUGCGGCUAUGGUACACAAAUUGAAAAUCAAGAAUCAAUUUCGACGUCAAGCAAUGAGGAUGAGUUACCCACUAAAAAGCCAGUGCACCAGAAGCCGCACAACCCCAAGCAGCGCGCCAACAAGGCACGCUCCGGCGCCACCAUGCAGGACCGAAAGCGGAAGAAAAUCGUCAAGCGAGGCAAAUCUAACAUAAUAAACGUCCAGGGAUUAUCCCAUAAGACUCCCACGGAUGAUGACAUUUCUAAUGUAUUGAAAGAGUUCACAGUUGAUUUUCUUUUAAAGGGAUAUAAUUCUCUAGUACAGACUCUUCAUAAUCAAAUUCUCACCAACCUCCAAUUAGAAAUAGAUACAUCCCACUUCUUCUGGUUAGUCACUUACUUUCUGAAGUUCGCAACACAAAUCGAACUCGACUUGGAAAACGUGAACUCGGUCCUGUCUAUCGAUAUCGUGUCGUACUUGACAGCGGAGGGAGUCAAUCUCUGUGAACAGUUUGAGCUGGCCAUUAAACUUGAUGGUAAUGACCUGAAGCCCAACAUAAGGCGUUUACAUUUGGUAGUUACAGCUAUAAGGGAAAUAAUACAGGCUAUUGACGUGUAUAAAAAGUUUUCACACAUAUGCAAGGAUGACCAAGACGCACUUCUUAAGUUACAAAUUAAAAUGUGUGAGACUGAAGAGCUGAGAUCAUUGCUCGUGUUACUGCUGCGUCAUUACAAUCCGAAGUAUCAUUCCAAACAAUACCUACAGGACGUGAUAGUAACAAACCACAUACUCUUGAUGUUCUUGGACAGCGCAAUGAAGUUGCCAGAAUACAAUGGUUCCACCAAUAUGCUGGAUCACAUCAGACAGUUUGCUUCAUCUGAAAUAAUGUACCAGUAUGGGUUGCUGCUCGAGGACUACGCUGGCAACGGCGAAUUCGUUAACGAUUGCAUAUUCACCCUCAUGCAUCAUGUGGGCGGAGAACUUGAAAGUUUAAUUACUUUGUUUCAACCAAAAAUUUUGAAAACUUUUACUUCAAUUUGGAAAUCGGAAUUCGAAAUUUGUGAUGAUUGGUCUGAUCUUAUUGAGUAUGUUAUAAAUACUUUCAUCAAAAAACCACAUUCUCUACAAAGUACUGCAAACUUUCUACUUGAUACUGAUAGUUUUGAAGAUGUUAAGAUUGCACCAAAACCUAUCACUCCAGCGUCUCAAAGCAAACCAGAAACCGUCGAAGCUGACGAUAAGAAGAACCCGGCUAAUAAUAACACUAUUUGCACUUCCAAUGGAAAUGUAGAAUCCAGCGGGUGGACGGAGGACGAGCUUUCAUCGCUCAGUUGGAACUACAUGCAGUGCAGUGCUCUACCUGAUGUCGUCGGGGAAAUCAUCACGCUGUAUAAGGAAGAUGGCAUUAUUAAAUCUCGAGAUUCUGUUAUUAAAGAGCUUUACACACAAAAUCUUAUUAACAAAGAAGAUUACGAUAAAUAUGUCAAAGGAGAGACCGACAGAAAUGUUAAAACUGUACAGGUUAUGAAAGAAAUGAGAGAUGACGAAAUUAAUAAACUCUGUGAGCAGCUUACUCAAGAUGGAAAGUCGAAAUUUUUAGAUUGGGUUCAAAAAGUAUUACUGGAAACCUGUUACGUUAAAAUAUAUUUGGAUAAACUAGCUAGGAAUAGUGAAACUGACUGUGGUACAGAUGAAAAUGAAACAAAACUGACGAAGCUUAAGAAAACCAAUGAUAUGCAUAUACUGUCACCAGUCUCUUACCACUCCCUUCUUCUCAACCAAUCCAUACCAUUGGUCCCGUGGAACUGCAAGCAGGCGUCUAUCUGCAAGGAUCUCAAGUUCUUGCAGCUGCUACAUAAGUUAGGAUUUCACAUGCCAGUAGAUUCCGGAAAAGUUUUCAUCAGGAUUCCUCACUUUUGGACUGCUGAUUUUCUGUACGAUGUGGCUGGAAAAAUAUCGCCUAUAGAUAAAUCCAAACUCAAGUUCUCUAUUAAUGAUAUAUCGGACAACAGCAUAUCGAAAUCGAUGCAAUCUGAAAACCUGUUAUUGUUGCCUGACCUCACGAAGGAUAUCACUAUGAUGGAGAGUUCCGACAACUUCUAUCAAAUCCACAAGCAGAAACACCUCGCCACUAUGGUUAAUUUCACACCCAUGCCUGGAUCCUCGUUUAAUUCUGAAGGCGUCGAUGGUGAUAAACAGAACUGGUUGGAAGUAGUACAAAAAUCACAAGAGUACAAAAUAGCACUGAAGUUGGGAAGUAACAUAAUAAAGAACGAAGACGACGAUCAGUCGGACAUCGUGAUGCAGCUGCCCGUGAAGGACACGGAGGUGCCGGUGCCGCCGCUGCUGCUGGGCGGAGCGGCCGCCAUCGGCGCGCCCGCCGCCGCGCUCAUGAUGCCCACCAUCAUGAGCAUCAAGCAAGAAACCACACACUUCAACUUACCCGUCCCUGACUCGGAACAUUAUAGUGUAUGCGAGACGGCAUCAGUCGCUUCAGACCUGACUCGGAUGUACGUGUCGGACGAGGAUGAAAAGCCCGAAGUGGUGCGGCCGCCUAUCAUCGAAGUCAACCCUAUACCCAUUGUCGAUGAACCGUGUGGACAUUCUGAUGAAGACAGUGCUGGUAAACGCCCGCGCGUUAACUUUUUUUCCCCUUUUUAAAAUAAUAAUAUAUCGUAAGCGUAACUGUGUGUUAUUUAACAUUGUGAUGUGAUAGAAAAUAGAUAUCAUCCUUGGAAUUGUAUUAUAAUAAUCCUUUUCCUAGAAUUUGUGUUGUUACCAUUACACGUAUUUCCGCUUAUACAAUAAUAAAUGAUAUACGUUACAUAAUUAUAAGAUAAAAGGUUGCAUUUUUGCAAGACAUAUUUGUUGGACAGUGCAGUGUUAUUAUUACACAACUUCAUCUUAUGUACCGUACGUAGUAUCAAAAGAAUUUCCCGCCAUAGACAUUUAGUACUUUAUGCAUUCCUAAAUUUAAGCUACAUUGUAAGAUGUUUAAUUUGUAUUAAUCAUUACAUGAACAUUAUAUUUCUUGCGGUAUGGUAGUGAAGUUAUAUACAUGUAACUAGGUAUUUUCUGCACGAAUCCAUACAUUAAAAUAUAUUUUAAUUAAAUGUUUAAUUAGUUAUAGCGGAGUAAAUGGAUUUAGUAUAAA